ACACACACACUCUCUUCAUCAUCCUCUUACUGACCUUAAUGAGGCUGCUGGCAUUUGGGGAAUUUGCUGAGGAGACCAAAGCACACAGUGUGUAUGAUAUUGCUGGUGUGUCUGUGUCAGCACACCACAGAGUGUGUUUAGACAGAGGAAGGAAGGAGUUAACAGAGGACGGUGGAUAAGAGAGAUAAUCAUCCACCCUUCUCUUUUCUCUCUCUGCUCUGUAUGUCUUUAUUCCUCUAUGCAGUCAAUGUUCAGUUCUGGCGUUUUUCUGACUUUCUUGGCCAGAGGUUCUUGUUGGUGUCUGUUGGUGGGCAGAUUGUGUCAGAGUCACUGUGGGGACAUGUUGCGGGAUGCUGUUUACUCUCCCAGGGUGUUUUUCUACAUACAGGAUAUCCUGCGUUGCUUAUCUCUGGUGCUUUGGUAGCGUUAUGGUAUUCUUGCACAAUCCUGCAGCAUUGUGACAUAUUCCAUACAGUAUGUUUGUAUGUUUAAUGCAGCUCCCACCAUUCUUACUAAUGAAGAAGCUUGUUUUUUUACACACACCCUUCCGUUUUACCAGUAAUUUAUUCACACAAGCCUUCUUGAUCCAAAGGGACAGUCUGAUGACCGUCAUUAUUGCUGCCGAUCCUCAUGCUGUAUUUAUUUUUCACACUUCUCUCUCUCACCCGAGCGUUAAACAAUUUUUCACUGCUGAGUUUUUUGGCCACUCUUUUCGCAUUUGUCACAAAAGGUGUUAUUAGAGCAAAGCCACCUACUGGAAUACUGCAAAAACUAAAGCAAGAAUCACAAUUUUGCGUCUGUCUAUUGAUACAGUAUUUAAAAUAGAAUAUUCCCCCUGGAUUGAGGUAUUUGGGGCAAUCUCUAAAGAAAGAGGCAGAUGUAAGAGAAGACUGAGGAAAAUGAGGAGAAGGAGUCUUGCUUGUUUAAAACUCCUCCUCAGUGACCUUGUUUUCACCACAGACUCUUCAGCCAACUCAAAGCAGUUUUUGACAGAUAAGAGAUGCUACACCAUCUUUUUGCCUCACCACCUAGCACAAUGCCACCACAUCAAAUAACACAGUCAGCCAGGCCAUCAGGUCACAGAGCUUCAACACACACAUGCCCGACUGCAGGAGCUCACAUCACACCUUAUCAUCACACCACGUCUCAUCGUUAUUCGCAAAAUAUCCGAAAAUAUCCACAAUGUCAUGUUUUGAAUAUGGUUUAUUUUCUGUAAGAAGAAUCUGUAAAUCACCUUUGAGGACACUCAGGUUUUCUCACGUUUUUAACAACAGUCCUAUUAUUAAUAAAUUAAUUCAUUAUAUUGAGGGAUUUAAAUAAAUGAUUAACUUACUAAAUAAUUGCAGAUCAGUGGCUUUGGCCACAGACACUAGAAGAAUUUUGCCAGAAUUGCCAUUUUAUCUAAGCUGCUGAAUGACUCAACACAAAAUCAAAACCUCAAGACGGAGACAGCUAGUACUGUAGAUCCAGUAAUUUCACUGGAAGAGUGCUGCUCCACCGCUAUCAGGGAAAAUGAGAGAACAGCCCGUCCUGCCACUUCGUUCUGCCUUCUCCUCAGUCCUGCCUUUGACUUUCUUUCCUCUGUCAGUGUCUAAAUCAGAUCAGCUGAACUCAGUAAGCUGCUUAAAACAGCAAAAGAAUUUACUGGCACCUUGGCUCCAUGAACACAACGGGUUGGGUGGCUUAGCCUUUCUGGGGAUUACGGGAAGAAUUUGAAUUUGUCAGCCCUCUUGAACAAUCUGCCGGACCACAGCUGGAGUGAUGACUUUUCAAGGGCUUUAACUGGGGAAAAAAGAGGAGCGAAAUGUUCUACAUUCAUUCACUGCUCAAGGUUUGACUGAUUAAUCCAGUGUUUGCUAAAUCUCUUUAAAAGAAAAGCCGAACCUCAACAGGCUGAACAUAGACUGUGAGCAGAGAGACUCAGAAUAGUUUAUAGAGAAGCAGAGACUUACUGUAAGUGCAUGGAUGAUCUAGAAGCUGCAAAGGCCGUCUCAAAAAGACAAUGAGGGAUGAGAGAUGAAGUCACUGUAAGUGUCUUUAACCUAGACCAUAUUAUAUAGAAGCGUAUGAGGUGUUUGGAAACAUUGUUGAUAUUUUCGUCUCCUUUGGGAGGAAGGCAUCGGUGAAAACAGUCUUGAAGUCGCUUUUACUUCACUUCCUGGGUUUUACCGUUAAAAUGAUGUGCAACAGUGAACGAUGACUGCGGUUGAUCUGACAACUUCCUUCCUUUCUCACACACACACACACACACACACACACACACACACACACACACACACACACACACACACACACACACACACACACACAGAUAAACAGGACUUUAUUAUUACCAGCAGCAGAAAACAAGAAAAAAAGAACUUCUAGACUGUGACUUGAGCGAGAGUCGUGUGAGAGUGGGGGCGGGUAAGAGGAACAAAUGAGACGCGGAGGGAGAGAGAGAGAGAGAUGUACUCAGUCAGUGGAGAGGAGGGAAAAAGCAAUGCAAUCCUCCUGUGUCGCACACGACUAGUGUUACAGAGAGAGAGGGAGACAAACAGGUGUGUUGUGCUGCCCUCCCGCUCCACCUGCCCCUCCUCCCUGUGGGCGGGGCUUCGCUCUUGAGGGACUCUUGAACGCGGCCAGAUGCCGUCUCCACUCUCUCAGAGAAGCCCGGGCUGUCGGCUGCACUCCCGUCUCUGCCUUCUGCGCCACUAGUUCCCGUCCGCGCCCCCUCUUCGCUGCCGGGAGCGAGCAGGUGGCAAGAUGAUGCAGGAGGUGUCCAUCAUGGUGGCGUACGACGCCCACGUCGUGGACCGGCCGGGGGAGGACGACGCUCUGGCUUGCUUGGUCGCCCACUCCAGACCUCCCCGAAUCCCACGACCGGUGGUGCCAACCAAAAAGCUGAAGAAGUUCGAGAAGGAGUAUCAGACGCUGAGGGAGAGCCAGCUCCAGCAGGAGGACCCCAUCGACCGAUACCAGAGGGAGAAUCGGCGUCUGCAGGAAACCAGCAUGAGACUGGAACAGGAGAAUGACGACUUGGCCCACGAGCUUGUCACCAGUAAGAUCGCCCUUCGGAACGAUCUUGACCAGGCAGAAGAUAAGGCCGAUGUGUUGAACAAAGAGCUGCUGAGCACCAAACAACGUCUAGUGGAGACGGAGGAGGAGAAGCGACGACACGAGGAGGAGACGGCCCAGCUGAAGGAAGUUUUCAGGAGGGAGCUGGAAAAAGCAGAGUUGGAGAUUAAGAAAACCACAGCAAUAAUAGCUGAAUACAAACAGAUCUGCUCGCAGCUGAGCACCAGGCUGGAAAAGCAGCAGGCAACAACGAAAGAAGAGCUGGACAUUGUCAGGAGCAAGGUUACGGGCUGCGAUCACUGCAAGGACCUGUUCAGCACCCUGGGCUCCCUGCAGGCGUUGUCGCCCAACAAGGCCAAGGCGUCGUCUGAGCCGCUGGACGAGGAGAAGGACGGGCUGAAGGAGCAGCUGAGGCAGCUGGAGCUGGAGCUGGCCCAGACGAAGCUGCAGCUGGUGGAGGCCAAGUGUCGCAUCCAGGAGCUUGAGCACCAGCGGGGGGUCCUGAUGAACGAGAUCCAGGCAGCCAAGAACUCCUGGUUCAGCAAGACUCUGGGCUCCCUGAAGAGCUCUGCGUCCUCCUCAGCCGGCUCCUCCUCCCAGACUCCGUCCUCUCCAAAGGAGGGCCCCGCCUAGACCACCCUCCGUCCCGUUUUCCCCUGCCAAGAUGCACACUAGAGCUGACGAACAAGUUGAAGAAACGAGUAUCGGAAAUGCAGCAUUCCUUUUCCAAGCAGUGGCAACGUGGAGGAAACCGGCCUCUUGGCUUGAGGGAAGAAACAGCUGGUGACAGACUGGGCUCUCAUAUGUUUACGUUUGAGUCUGUUGAUGAGCCUCCCUUCGCCACAGUUCAGGUUCCUAAGGGUUCAGGUGUUGUUGCUGAUAUGGUUCAGUUGGGUACUGAAGCUUCCACCGUAUAAGAAGGCUGAAGCAUCUCUCAUACUGUAAGUUGAUCACUUAGCGCCACCUCAUGGACAGGCUUUGCUAUAGGCGAGUUAAUCAUUUUUAUUUGCAUGAGUUGAUGCUGUAGUUUAGAAUCGAACCUACAUUCAGCUUUUAAUAUGUUUAGUACUAUUAAACCUUUACUGCCGAGAAGAUGAUGACAAGCCUUCAGGAGGCAGGAAAGCCACAACACUGAAAAGGAAUCCUGCACCCGGUCUCCAACAAGUUGUAUUUCUUAUAGUAAUAUAACAUAUAAAUAUGUAUAACUAAUUAUUGAUUUUUUUAAUAAUCUUGUACAGUCCUUAAAAAGAAGAACGAGACGAACAUUUCUUUUUAUUUUUUUUUUUACUCUUUGGAAUUUGAAUGUCACCUCUGUAGAUGUUGACCUUAAGCACAGUGUGUGAUCGUCCGGUUGGGUCCAAGUGCUGACGAGCCAAAGUGACAACAUGCAGAGAUUUUAAUUUGGUCCUUAUUAGUUCAGUGACGGGUUGAAGUGGCUCAAGUGUUACUAUUGACACUCAAAAUUCAUUGUAUUUGCUCGCGAGUCCAACUGAGUUGUUUUAAUUUUAAUUUCUUACUUUUUUGUGUGCAUGUGCAGGAUUAUAAGAGGACAUUUACAAUGUGCUAAUUGACCCUUUUAUAUAUUUAUUAUUCAUUUACCCCUUUAAUAAUGUGGUUACAAGUUCCUCAAACAGUUUCUUGUCUAUUUCACAAGAUUUUCUUCUGUUCACCUCAUGGCUUCAGCAGAGUCAUAACGUUCACUCUGAACAUGGACAACCUGAGAUUAACGCUUUGCACACAGCUCCCAGCGACGCUACGCAAAGUCUUCACACCCGUCAUCACAAAUCUCUAUAGAUACUGGAGGAGGUACAAUUACUUUGUAAGUAUACAGUUGUAAUAGUUUGUGGGCUCUGAAGUAUCUGUUACAUAGCACAAGUCAUUGUUACAUAAACGCUUCAGGGGCCGUUUCACUGUUUCCCCCGUGUGAAAAGUCUUACUGUUGAAUGUUUAUUCUGUGAAAUGGGAAAAUAACUGCACAUCGAAUCUUCCCUGCGUCCUCAGUGUUGGCUCAGUGAUGACACACACAAACUACAGGAGAUGAUACGAGGUCUGGAGGCACCUCCAGAGACUUUAGGCUAAAGCUUUGUGUGUCCUCUCCAUUUUUAAUUAAAUUCAUACUAUUAUUGUUAUAUCUGCAGUGCAAUGACUACAGCCAGGGAUCUAAGGACAUAGGAAGUAUUUUGCUGUGGUUUACUAAAAUGACAAUUAGCCAAAAAGCAGAAAGCUGCAGUGCCAACGGUCCAACUUCAUCCUCUGGUUGUCACUGGAGUCGUCGGCCUUUGGACUCAAGCUCGUGUGAACUCGUUCAUGUGAAUGUGUUUUGGACGUGUGUGUGUGUUUACUGCAACCGGAGUGGCUGAAGCUGAAGUGGCUCCUUCUGCGGCCUUUCCUGAUGAGAAGAGAUUGGAGCAUCAGCGGUGCCACAGAAGCCUCGUCCUCGUCCCCUCCCCGUCCUCUGUGCUCCUCUGACCUGCACCGAGCGGCUCCAUCAGAGGAGAUGCCUCGUAGCACGGGGAGGGAGCGCGAGGAAGCCGACUGCUGGGAUGUCGUGGAAUUCCAGAUGUGCUUGCGUUUACGUGACCGUUACAAAUUCAUCCAAGCAGUGAUGUAACCUGUGGCCAAAUCAGAGAAAACGUCUUUUUACAGUAUGUGCACUAACACAACAUGUUAUUUUAAACACUAUUUCAAGAUGUUUGUUUCAAACUUGUUCCGUCAACAGAGCAUAAUUAUUUUUUAACUGAUUUGUUGCUGGGAGGACAGCUGCCAAUUUCUAAUCCAGUUAAUUCCAGUGAUGCAGGAGGUCAUGAGUCGGAUUACAGGUGUUGUGUAGUUCGCUGUCGUACCGCGUUGCUGUUACACAAAGAAGGCUGUACCUCAGCUGGUCUGAUUCCAACACUGUUUGCUGUACAGGACUGUGUGACCUGCAUUAAUAAACUUCAGUUUAUCAGUUCA
Molecule: messenger RNA, 6009 nt
Organism: Betta splendens (Siamese fighting fish)
Lineage: Eukaryota; Metazoa; Chordata; Actinopteri; Anabantiformes; Osphronemidae
Gene: rabgap1l
Product: RAB GTPase activating protein 1-like
Exons: 8
Coding region: 2746-3690 (314 amino acids)
Source: RefSeq, a predicted model, not a curated record